Messenger RNA from Stegastes partitus (bicolor damselfish), 1563 nucleotides. It is a transcript of the gene kpna7, whose product is annotated as karyopherin alpha 7 (importin alpha 8). NCBI's taxonomy places the organism in Eukaryota, Metazoa, Chordata, Actinopteri, Pomacentridae. Gene Ontology annotation, biological process: protein import into nucleus. The transcript is spliced from 12 exons. The record is from RefSeq and is a predicted model, not a curated record. Bases 1 to 1563 code for a protein of 520 amino acids. Gene Ontology annotation, cellular component: cytoplasm. Gene Ontology annotation, molecular function: protein binding; nuclear import signal receptor activity.
AUGCCCACCAAGAAUGUCACCGACGAGCGCCUCUCCAAGUUUAAGAACAAGGGGAAGGAUCCGGCAAAACUCCGAGAGAAAAGGAUCACGGAGUGCGUGGAGCUGCGCAAAGCUCACAAGAAUGAAAGUUUCCUGAAGAGGAGGAAUUUAACUCUGUCGUCUCUCCCGGACGAAGAGGGUCUUUCUCCAGACCACUUGUCUGCAGAGACGGUGACUCCUGCGUCCAUGGAGGAGAUCAUUCGAGACGUGAACAGCGAGAGCAGAGAGGCCCAGACCAGAGGCUGUCAGGCAGCCAGAAAACUGCUUUCUCAAGAGUGUAACCCUCCGCUGAAGGAAAUCAUAGACGCCGGCCUUCUCUCCCGCUUCGUGUCCUUCCUGUCGAUGGACGAUGAGCCGGCGCUGCAGUUUGAAGCAGCCUGGGCUCUGACCAACAUCGCCUCUGGGACGUCCUGGCACACGCAACAGGUGGUGGAACAUGGGGCUGUACCAGCUUUCAUCUCCUUGCUGGCCUCACCGAUGCUGCACAUCAGUGAACAGGCUGUCUGGGCUCUUGGAAACAUUGCAGGUGACGGUUCGGCUUUUCGAGACGUCCUGAUUGAGUGCAAUGUCGUCCCGGCCUUGCUGGCUCGCAUCUCCCCCGACACGCCAGUUGGCUACCUGCGUAACCUAACAUGGACAUUGUCCAACUUGUGCCGAAACAAGAACCCAUUUCCACCCUUGUCUGCAGUCCUGCAGGUGCUUCCUUCUCUGAUCCAGUUGCUCCAUCACAGUGAUAAGGACAUCUUGUCUGACGCAUGCUGGGCCAUCUCCUACCUCUCAGAUGGCGACAAUGACCGCAUCGAUGUUGUCGUGAAAACUGGCAUUGUUCCUCGACUGGUGCAGCUCAUGAACCACGAGGAUCUCAGCGUCAUGACGCCAUCUCUCCGCUCCAUCGGGAACAUCGUGAGCGGCUCCGAUGUGCAAACCCAGAUGGCGAUUGAUGCCGGCGUUCUGAACAUCCUGCCCCAGUUAAUGAGGCACAAAAAGGCCAGUGUGCAGAAGGAGGCAGCGUGGGCUUUGUCCAACAUUGCUGCAGGACCUUGUAAUCAAAUUCAGCAACUGAUCACCUGUGGUCUGCUUCCUCCUCUGGUAGAACAGCUUAAAAAUGGUGACUUCAAGACUCAAAGGGAAGCAGUGUGGGCAGUGACAAACCUGACCAGCGGGGGCACUGUGGAGCAGGUGGUCCACCUGGUGCAGAUAGGAGCACUGGAAGCAAUUAUCAACCUGCUGCAGGUCAAGGAUGCAAAAGUCAUUCUGGUCAUACUGGAUGCCAUCAACAACAUCUUCAUGGCAGCAGAAAAGCUUGGUGAGACAGAGAAGCUGACCCUGUUGGUGGAAGAGCUAGGAGGACUGGACCGCAUCGAGAUGCUGCAGAACCAUGACAAUGAGCUGGUGUACCAGUCUGCACAUAACCUCAUCGAGAAGUACUUUGGUGAUGGUGAUAUCGAAGGAGUCAAGGUUGACACGACACAGGAUGCCUUUGCAUUUCAGAGCCCUGAUGUUAAGAGAACCUUUGAAUUUUAA